AUGGCCGAAAUUUCGGAAAAGACAGCCGCUGCAACAAGUAGCAGCAAUCCCUCGCGACCAUCGUCGUCAAGCCACAGCGGGAGUGGUUCAACCGACAAAGAUGCAGCUCGCCCACAUAUGAAAUCUUCGAGCGACCCCAACAACGAAAAGCUGGACUUAACAAAGGCCGAUUCAGCAGUCAUCGUGCCCCCAAAAGUAGAAAACAUCGAGGAUCAUUAUCGACACUUGCCACCUGACGAAGCCGAGGUAUUGCGACGCCAAGUCGUUAGUCCCGAAGUCAAGCAGGGUGUCGCUGUACUAUACCGAUAUGCCUCCCGUAACGACAUCCUCAUCAUUAUAGUCUCCAGUAUUUGCGCUAUUGCUGGCGGCGCUGCGCUUCCUCUUAUGACCGUUGUCUUCGGAAAUCUCCAGGGCGUUUUCCAAGACUUUUUCGUGAAUCGUACGUUGAGCUCCAGUGCCUUCAACGAUAAAUUGGUGGAAUUUGUUUUGUACUUUGUCUAUUUAGGCAUUGGCGAAUUCAUUGUCGUGUAUGUGUCGACCUGUGGCUUCAUUUACACCGGCGAGCAUAUUUCUGCCAAAAUCCGCGAGCAUUACCUUGAAAGUUGUUUACGCCAGAAUAUCGGGUUUUUCGACAAGCUUGGCGCAGGUGAGGUCACCACAAGAAUUACAUCCGACACGAAUCUCAUCCAAGAUGGCAUCUCCGAGAAGGUGUCUCUCACUCUUGCAGCUGUGGCUACAUUCGUCUCGGCCUUUAUCAUCGGUUUCAUCAAGUACUGGAAACUGACCCUGAUCCUUUUUUCCACCGUCAUUGCUCUUCUGAUCAACAUGGGCGGUGGUUCGUCCUUCAUAUUAAAAUACAAUCGACAAAGUCUUGAAGCCUAUGCUCAUGGAGGAAGUCUUGCAGAUGAGGUAAUAAGUUCUAUUCGCAACGCUAUAGCAUUUGGUACCCAGGAAAGACUUGCCCGACAAUACGAUGCACACCUCAAGAAUGCUGAGCACUUCGGUUUCCGGGUCAAAGGCGCUGUCGCUUGUAUGAUUGCAGGUAUGAUGUUGGUCUUGUACCUCAACUAUGGCCUUGCCUUUUGGCAAGGUAGCAAGAUGCUUGUGGAUGGUGAAACUUCACUUUCCAAUAUCCUCACUAUCCUUAUGGCCGUGAUGAUAGGUGCCUUCAACCUAGGUAACGUCGCUCCCAACAUUCAGGCUUUUACGAAUGCCAUUGCUGCUGCUGCCAAGAUCUUCAAUACAAUAGAUCGUGUUUCUCCCCUCGAUUCCUCCAGCAAUGAGGGUGAGAGGCUCGAGGAAAUCCAAGGCUCCAUCAAGCUUUCUGGCAUCAAACACAUCUACCCGUCUCGCCCGGAAGUCACGGUUAUGGAUGAUGUGAGUCUUGAAAUCCCUGCCGGCAAGGUGACGGCUCUCGUUGGGGCCUCAGGCUCGGGCAAAUCGACGAUUGUGGGCUUGGUUGAACGCUUCUACGAUCCUGUGCAAGGCACAGUUUACCUGGAUGGGCACGAUAUCUCUAAGCUUAAUCUCCGAUGGCUACGACAGCAAAUGGCUCUUGUCAGCCAAGAACCUACACUCUUUGGCACUACUAUCUUUAACAACAUUCGUCACGGUUUGAUCGGCACCAAGUAUGAAGAUGCGAGCGAGGAAAAACAGCGUGAACUGGUUAUCGAAGCAGCCAAGAAGGCAAACGCGCAUGACUUUGUUUCUGCUCUUCCCGAAAAAUAUGAAACCAACGUUGGAGAACGAGGAUUUCUCCUUUCAGGUGGCCAGAAGCAGCGUAUUGCUAUCGCUCGUGCCGUCGUUUCUGACCCUAAAAUUCUCCUCCUUGACGAAGCAACAAGCGCUCUCGAUACCAAGUCGGAGGGUGUUGUGCAGGCUGCCCUUGAGAAUGCUUCUGAGGGUCGUACAACCAUCACCAUUGCUCAUCGUCUUUCAACUAUUAGGGAUGCCCACAACAUCGUUGUAAUGUCUGAUGGUCGAAUUGUAGAACAGGGUACUCACAACGAACUUCUAGAGAAGAAGAGUGCAUACUUCAGGCUCGUUUCGGCCCAAAACAUUGCUGCCGCUGAGGAAACGACUGCUGAGGAGCAGGCUGCCAUUGACGAGGAGGAAGUAUCACUCAUGCGGAAGAUGACAAGCGAGAAGCAAACUGCAAUCAUCGCCGACCCUAACGAUGACAUCGCAGCCAAGCUAGAUCGCACCAGCACCACAAAAUCUGCAUCGAGUCUGGCUCUUCAAGGUCGCAAAGCGGAGGGUGAACAAGAGUAUGGCAUGUGGACACUUAUCAAACUCAUUGCAUCUUUCAACACUAGGGAAUGGAAGCUCAUGGUUGUUGGUCUGUUCUUCUCUGCUAUCUGUGGUGGAGGCAACCCUACCCAAGCUGUUUUCUUUGCCAAGCAGAUCACGACUCUUUCAGCGCCAGUGACAGAUCAAAACCGCCACCAAAUCAAGAAAGAUUCUGAUUUCUGGAGCGCCAUGUAUCUCAUGCUCGCCUUUGUUCAGUUGUUUGCAUUCAUCAUUCAGGGUGUCUUGUUCGCUAAAUGUUCCGAGCGACUGGUCCACAGAGUACGAGACCGAGCUUUCCGAACCAUGCUUCGCCAAGACGUUGCCUUCUUUGACCGCGAUGAGAACACCGCAGGAGCCCUCACUUCAUUUCUUUCCACUGAAACAACUCACGUUGCUGGACUGAGCGGCGUGACUCUGGGGACGCUGUUAAUGGUUGGCACAACCCUCAUUUCUGCCAUUGUUCUAUCUUUAGCAAUUCAGUGGAAGCUGUCACUUGUGUGUAUCGCAACGAUCCCAGUCCUCCUGGGAUGUGGCUUUUUCCGUUUCUGGAUGCUCGCUCAUUUUCAGCGCCGCUCUAAGGCUGCCUACGACAACUCUGCUAGCUUUGCUUCGGAGGCAAUAUCCGCCAUCCGAACCGUCGCUGCGUUGACACGAGAAGAUGAUGUUUUGAAGCAGUACAGAGACUCUCUGGCCAUACAGCAACGCAAGAGCUUGAUCUCGGUCUUGAAAUCCUCUACACUCUACGCCGCCUCACAGUCCCUGCUAUUCGCAUGCUUCGCGCUCGGCUUCUGGUAUGGCGGCACUCUUAUAGGGAAGUUCGAACUGAGCAUGUUUCAGUUCUUCCUCUGCUUUAUGGCAAUCAUUUUCGGAGCACAAUCAGCAGGAACGAUCUUCUCCUUCGCUCCUGACAUGGGUAAAGCGCACCACGCUGCCGGAGAACUCAAAAAGUUGUUUGAUAGACAGCCCGUGGUUGACACUUGGUCAGACACCGGAGAGCGGCUGUCUCAGGUUGAGGGCACUCUCGAGUUCCGUGACGUUCAUUUUCGUUAUCCUACUCGACCCGAGCAACCUGUUCUGCGUGGGCUGAACCUUGUCGUAAGACCUGGACAGUAUAUUGCCCUUGUUGGAGCCUCCGGUUGCGGGAAAUCAACUACGAUCGCGCUCCUAGAACGAUUCUACGAUCCACUUUCCGGCGGGGUGUUCAUUGAUGGUCAUGAGAUCAGCACGUUAAAUAUAAACGACUAUCGAUCACACAUUGCGCUUGUCAGUCAGGAGCCUACACUUUACCAAGGAACCAUCAAGGACAACAUCCUUUUAGGUACUGCCCGCGAGGAUGUCUCAGAUAAAGACAUUGAGCAUGCGACUCGUGAAGCCAAUAUCUAUGACUUUAUCGUGUCACUUCCUGAUGGGUUCAACACUAUUGUUGGUAGUAAGGGUGCGUUGUUGUCUGGUGGGCAGAAGCAGCGGAUUGCUAUUGCAAGAGCUUUGAUCCGAGAUCCUAAGAUCUUGCUCCUUGACGAAGCGACAUCGGCCCUAGACUCUGAGUCAGAGCAUGUGGUACAAGCAGCGUUGGACAAGGCGGCCAAGGGCCGAACCACCAUUGCCGUUGCGCAUCGUCUAAGCACCAUUCAAAAGGCUGAUGUCAUUUACGUUUUUGAUCAGGGUCGUAUCGUUGAGCAAGGAACACAUACGGAGCUGAUGAAGAAGAAUGGACGUUACGCUGAGUUGGUUAACUUGCAGAGCCUCGAGAAGCAGAGGUAG
Fusarium redolens is the source of this 4050-nucleotide messenger RNA. RefSeq names its product P-loop containing nucleoside triphosphate hydrolase protein. NCBI's taxonomy places the organism in Eukaryota, Fungi, Ascomycota, Sordariomycetes, Hypocreales, Nectriaceae. Gene Ontology annotation, molecular function: ABC-type transporter activity; ATP binding; ATP hydrolysis activity. Bases 1 to 4050 code for a protein of 1349 amino acids. Gene Ontology annotation, biological process: transmembrane transport. The record is from RefSeq and is a predicted model, not a curated record. Gene Ontology annotation, cellular component: membrane. The transcript is spliced from 5 exons.